GCCGAUUUAAUUUUUGUCUUUAGGUGAUUUUCGUGGGUGUAGUCUAUAUUUACAGUUUUCAUGCAUAAAUACAGCACAAGAUUGAAAUAAAAUUUACAUAUAUAUUUUAAAACAAUGUAACCAUCUAUUUGCGGAAAUAAUUAGCUAAAUUAAAGAUAAUCUUAGAAUGCAUGAUCAGAGCAAAUUAUUUUAUUGGUUUCAGACCUCAGACAAAUCAGUUGUCCGAUCCGCCGCCACAAAUAUUGGACCGAUAUUAAAAUGUCUUAGCAAUUAAUGACAUGUCACUGCCAAGUAUACAAAACUCCAAGGUAGUAAAAACGACAAAAACUUUUCAUUGAAAUCUUAAUAUUAUUGCAACAUCACUUAAUUAGUUUUGUUUCGAUGAAUCGUUAUUUGAUUUUAGUGUAUGCGUAACUUGUACGACCAAACGAUUAUUACUCACAAUUAUAAGCACUGAAUUAUUUCAUAUAUGCGUUUAUUUGUUCAUAUUCACGUUUAUAAAUUAAUGUAUUGUAAAGUUGUAAUAUCACAAUACUAGUAGAAUUUGUGUUACUUUUAGACGAAUACAUCUAAUCAUAUUCAUUCCGGUUUGAAUUCGGAGUUCACUAAGUCAAAGUCUAGGACGGAGUUUGCGAAGGAUCAAAAUCAGUUAACUUGUAAACGCUCCUUAUUAUGUCGGCCAAGAAAAGUGUUACCCGGUAAAAAGUUAUCAAGACAAGCCCCACCUCUUUAUCCAAGAAAAAUAUUCAGAAUCAAGGGGCCUAAGGGCCACCAAAAUUUAAAUGGAGAGAUGGAUGUGGUCAAUAAAAGUAAUGAAAUUUAUAGUAAAGCUAAAAACGAACUAUUAGAAGACGAUAACUUGAAGAAUGUAUUUCAGGGCUUGACCCCAGAUAAAAAUAACUAUUCAUUUAAGUCUGAUGAUCAUAACACAAAUAAAAAUGAAGAUAAUAAUGAAGGCAGAAAUGAGAAAUAUGCGGAGGAGGAAUCAGGCUCUUAUUCAACAGAUGAAGAGCUCGAGAACACAAACAUAAAAGGCUCAAGAAAAAAUGAGUUAGAGGUUAGUUUGCCAAUAUUAUGAUACAUUGUUGACGGCUAGUGAAUAUAGGAUUUCUGUUUUUUGAAGCAAGAAGGGGUAUAUUUAAUUAUUAUUGUAGCUUGCUAUAUGUUUAUAGUGAGAAGAGCUGAGGGGGAUUCUCCCAACUACGGCUCAGAGUAUUAGUAGAUUCACUGGAGAUCAGUGAUUUGUCGUCUAACAUAGUAACCAUUUAAACUGAUGAAUGUCUAUCUAGGCGUUAGUGACAUCUUACUGACCAUGCUCUAAUAAUUACCUAAUAAAGUAUUAUAUUAAAAAGUUGUUAAUUCUGAGACCAGUUAAAUACAUCACGAAUAAAAAUACGUUGCUGAUAAUCGUUGAAAAGUGGUCCUAAGUUACUUUGUAUUUGGCAUUUAACAUGACAUUUGAUGUAAGUAUGAUCUUGAACGACCGUUUGAUAGCCAAUCCUAUUAUUCAAUCUGUAACGAGUUUAAGUGAGACUUUAUUUUGAACAACUUCACUUGGUUUUCAAAGUGAGAGAUGUAGUCUGGGGAAUGUCUGUAGUUUGGUUAGAUGUCACUCUUUAGGGUUAACAGCCUGCCAAGAGGGAAUUUGUCGUCCUGCUAGACGUUGUUGGUAAAUAUAUAAGUAAUUUUAACACUGAUUACUGAAAUUGCCUAAAAAUGUUUUAUAGUUUCAAAUAUUUGGCUGUAAAACAAAAGUGUUUUAGCUACAAGACCAUCUCAAGUUGCCAUCUAACUGAGCAAAUUAAUUGGCGUAUCCAACAUUUGUUUUGGUCCCUAAGAGAAUGUUGCAACAAAAAUUAAAGUAGUCGUAAUAUCUGAGUCUUGGACACUUGUAAGGAGCUCCAGUAAAGCAGUGGCAAAGGCCGACUGAUUUCUGGUGAAAACGGACAGCCAGAGGUUUUACAAAAGGAGUAUUUAACAUUUACAGAACUCAAAGUAUACGAUGUCAGGGUUUGUAUUUUUAAACUUUCUUCCUUAACAUGUAGAUUUUAGCUUAAAACAGACUUUGAACACUUUUAUGUAAUUAGAUAGGUUCAUGUUCUGGUCAAUGAAUCCACAAAAUACUCAAGAAAAUUAGAAAAUUAUGAACUACCGAACAUACGGAAAACCAUUGUUCGUCUUCAAGAGAAGGAGAUUUUACAAAGAACACAAGCAAUAGAAGCAGAAUUUUAUGAACGUUUGAUUAAACUUAGGAAAGAAAAUGAAACUGAAGUAGCAAAAAUUAUGAAUCGUAAAAAUGCUGAAUUAAUUGCUGUACAACAAGCUGCUGAUUUGAAACAUCGUGAACUUCGUCAAGCAAUAGAUAAACUAGAAAAUCAAUUAUCCGAUACAGUCAACAACGCUGAUCAAAUUAAACGUAGCUCUGAGGAGAAAAUGAAUCAAUUACAGUCAAUGAUGAAUAAACAAUUUGAAAAUCUAUUGAAACAAUCUAAUGAACAACGUGAAUUUCUUAUACAAGAACAUGAAAAAACAUUGAAAGAAUUACAAAGUAAAACUGAAUCUACUUUUAAAGAACUGGAAAUAAAUAAAUCCCUUGUUGUAGAACUAGAAUCAAAAAUGGAAUUACAGUAUAAUCAAAUUAAAAAUUUAAAAGAACAAUUAACAAAUAUUAUCACAGAAAGAAAUGAAAUAGAAGAAUCGUUAAAAGUUAAAACAGAAAAAGAGAAAGAAACAUUAAAAAAAUUGAAACAAGUUCAAUAUGAUUUAAAUGAACUAACAGAUAGAUAUAAAACAUUAGAAUCAAAGUAUAAUGUGUGUCUUGAAGAUCAUAACCAAGAAUUAAAACAAAUUCGUUCAGAUCACGCUAAGCGUAUAUGCGCAAUGGAAUUAGAACGAACAAAUAAUGAAAAACAGUAUGAAACUAACCUUGAAAAAAUUAAAGAUGAGUUUAAUACAAAACUGGAAGAGAGUCGUCUGUCGUAUGAACGUCAGCUAGUUUCAGAAGUUAAAGAAGCUGAAACACUUGGUUAUGAAAAAUGUUUAUUAAUUAAAAGUGAUGAGAUUACAGUUUUGCAAAAAUCUAUUAAAGAAACCAAGGAAUCAAAGUCAUAUGAUGAAAUUAAAUAUCAACAAAUUAUAAGUCAAUUAAAAAUGGAAAUAACUAAAUUAAAUAAAAAUAUUGAAAAUAUUAAAAAUAAAUAUGAAUUAAAAGAAAAUUAUCUAUUUACUAAAAUAACAAAUUUACAAGAAGAACAAUAUAAUAAAUUUAAUCAAAUUCAUAAAUAUUAUACAAAUGAAUUAAAUCCAUUUAUAAAUAUAAUAAAUGAAAAUUUAUUAAAACAAAUAAAACAAUGGAAAUAUAAACAAAAACAAAUACAAAAUGAAAUUUUAUUAAUAAAACAAAAUGAAUUAAAUAAUUUAAAAAAUUUAUUUAAAGAAAAAGAAAAUAUAAUACGUAAUGAAUUAUUAUUAAAAAUUGAAAAUAUUCAAAAUGAGAAAAAUCAAAUUAUUGAAACAUUAACUAAUGAAUUAAAUUUAUCUAAGUUAGAUGUUGUAAAACUUGAAGCUGAACUUAAAGAAGCUAGAUGUAUAGCAUUGAAAGAAGUAGAAUUAAGACGUGAACAAUUAUCAGAAAUUAGUUUAGCACGUGAAUUAGAACGUAAAGAAUUAAUUAGUAAACAUGAAAGUAAUUUAAAUGAAGAACAAUGUAAAAAUCAAGAAACUAUUCUAAGAUUGCAAAAAGAACAUAAUGAAGAAUUGAAAACAAUAUCUUCUCAGGCUAAUGAAAAAUUGAUAGAAAUAGAAAAAGAAUAUAAAACUCGCUUAAAAGAAGCAAAUAAACGACUGAAUGAAAGUCAAGAGAAAAUAAUUAAUUUAGACAUGAUAUUACAGAAAGCUGUACAAGAGAAAAGAAAUACACAAGAAACAUUAUCCGAAUCAUUUCAAAAUGAAAUUGAACAAAUGAAGAAUAAACAAAAGGAAGAAGUAUUGAUCUUGAAGGAGGCUAUAUCAAAAGAGCGUAAUAGGGCACGUUUAGCAGAGAUUUCUCUUCGUCAACAGGAAAAGGCGUGGAACGAUAUGAAAACUCGCUGGCAUGAAGAACGUAUGGCACAAUUAGGAAAUUCAUUACCGAUUGAAGCACGUACUCAUAUGGAGGCAACUAUUGAGGCAUUACGUCUUCAGGUUAAUCUACUGAAAAAGCGAAUAACAGUAAUGGAAGAAGAUCGGGAGACAAGCAUUAUUUAUCCACAAAAGUUACAAUUCAGUGACCAAGAUGUAUCAUUACUCAGAGAAAACUCAGUACGAAAUGAAUCCCCAGUAAAAGAUCAACCUGAAGUAAACCAAGACAACUCAGAAGAAUGUAAAAUAAACGACAAUUCAGUCGCUUUAGGAGAUAACACACGACGGAGAAUUGCGACUGAGUGUACAAAUUCACAGACUAAUCUAAAUACAUAUCCUUACAAAGCUAUUUGUUCAGAAGAUUGGUUAUAA
This is a messenger RNA of Schistosoma rodhaini, 4491 nucleotides long. The record is from the annotation of a GenBank genome assembly. NCBI's taxonomy places the organism in Eukaryota, Metazoa, Platyhelminthes, Trematoda, Strigeidida, Schistosomatidae.